This is a messenger RNA of Cuscuta europaea, 2917 nucleotides long. The record is from the annotation of a GenBank genome assembly. Lineage: Eukaryota; Viridiplantae; Streptophyta; Magnoliopsida; Solanales; Convolvulaceae.
AAUUUGUAGAACUUUGUGAAAUUGUGGGGUGCAAAGCAACCCCUAUUGAAAAAGUUCAUCUUUAAUGCAAGUGUUUGGUGUACAAGUUUGGCAUGCAUAUCGUGAUUCGUGACCUUUGCAAAAACUCUUCUAGUUCAUAAAUCUAUCAUUAUCUACAAAUACUUAAAAGCAACAAUAUCAUUACCGAAUUGAAUUCGGACAACAUCAUUGCAUCUUGAUUGUGGGAUGAAGCAAAUCCCGAUCAAGUAUGGAGUGGGACAGCAACUCUGAUUUAAGUGAAAGCGAAGAUGGAAUGGAUGAGGAAGAGAAACUAGGGUUCUUGCUCAGCAGCAAUGGCGGCAGAGAGCUGCUGCCUCUGCCCGUCGACUCGCUUCUUCAUCCUGCGCCUUGCGGCUUCGUGGUCACCGACGUGCUCGAGCCCGAUCACCCAGUUGUUUACGUGAAUUCGGUUUUUGAGAUGGUCACUGGCUAUCGAGCUGAAGAGAUCCUUGGCAGAAACUGUCGAUUUUUGCAAUUUAGAGGUCCUUUUGCUAAAAGAAGACACCCGCUAGUGGACUCAGGUGUAGUUGCUGAAAUAAGAAGAUGCCUUGAACAUGGGCUUGAAUUCCAUGGAGAGCUAUUAAAUUUUAGAAAAGAUGGAACUCCACUAAUGAAUAGACUGCGCUUGACUCCUAUAUAUGGAGAUGAUGCCACAUUAUCUCAUGUUAUAGGUAUUCAGUACUUUACAGAAGUGAUUCUUGAGCUGGGUCCGCUGUCAGGAUCCUCAACAGAGGAGUUUGCUAGAUCAUCUGUUAGGCACUGCUCUGGUCUUUCUCACUGCAAGCAAGUUUCCAAUGGGAACCUGAAUAUUGCUACUGGAGUUUGUGGGAUUCUACAGCUGAGUGAUGAAGUUCUUUCUCUCAAUAUUCUUUCACAAUUGACCCCAAGAGAUAUUGCAUCUUUUGGCUCUGUUUGUAGACGGCUCAAUGCUAUGACAAAAAACGAACAUCUCUGGCGUCUGGUUUGUCAAAAUGCAUGGGGUGGCGAAAUGACUCGUGUAUUAGAGGCAGUGCAUGGAGUGAAGACAUUAUGGUGGGGCAGAUUGGCAAGGGAGUUGACUACACUUGAAGCAGUGACUUGGAAGAAACUAACUGUUGGAGGUGCUGUUGAACCUUCGCGCUGCAACUUCAGUGCAUGUGCUGUUGGAAACAGGGUAGUUCUCUUUGGUGGAGAAGGAGUCAAUAUGCAGCCCAUGAAUGAUACAUUUGUUCUGGACUUGAAUUCCACUAGUCCUGAGUGGAAGAAUGUUAAAGUGAGCUCUCCCCCUCCUGGCCGCUGGGGUCACACUCUUUCGUGCGUUAAUGGCUCUCAUCUUGUUGUAUUCGGUGGGUGUGGAACACAGGGCUUACUGAAUGAUGUGUUUGUGUUGGAUCUGGAUGCAAAACUUCCCACCUGGCGUGAGAUCAUCUCAAGCCUGGCCCCACCCCUCCCAAGAUCAUGGCAUAGCUCCUGCACCCUUGAUGGGACGAAGUUGAUAGUCUCUGGGGGUUGUGCUGAUUCUGGAGUGCUUCUCAGCGACACCUUUCUUCUUGAUCUGUCAAUCGAGAAACCUAUGUGGCGAGAAAUUCCAGUAGCAUGGACCCCGCCUUCUCGCCUGGGUCACACACUAUCUGUCUAUGGGGGCCAGAAAAUUUUGAUGUUUGGCGGUCUUGCAAAGAGUGGCCCACUUCGUUUCCGGUCAAGUGAUGUCUUCACAAUCGACUUAAGUGAGGAGGGGGAGAAGCAACCUUGUUGGAGAUGUGUAACAGGGAGUGGGAUGCCUGGUGCCGGAAAUCCUGGGGGCAUUGCACCUCCACCUAGGCUUGAUCAUGUGGCAUUAAGUCUUCCUGGUGGUGGGAUAAUAGUGUUCGGUGGGUCGGUAGCUGGCCUUCACUCUGCCUCACAGCUCUACAUUCUAGAUCCAGCGGAAGACAAGCCCACAUGGAGGAUUUUGAAUGUACCUGGUUUACCUCCAAGGUUUGCUUGGGGACACAGCACUUGUGUUGUUGGUGGAACGAGAGCAAUUGUCCUGGGAGGUCAGACUGGAGAAGACUGGAUGCUCAGUGAACUGCACGAAUUGUCCUUGGCAAGUUCUUUAUGAUGCAGUGAAAAGUGUGAUCAGUAAGGGUUGGUGUUCCUUUUAGUUAUCAUGUUGUUCGGCCUCAUAUAUGGACAGCACAAGCGAUGGUAUAUUGAGAAAAUUGGAGAUUCUCUAAUUCUAGGGCUAGUUUAUCCUCGUCUAUACGGCUUCUGCUGUCUGUCGUUCAGGUCUAUCGGAAAACAUACCAGACCAACAAGAGUACAAGCCAAAUGAGAAGGGAACACCAGGGUCUAGCUAAACACGGGUUUAAUGUGCCUAUCCUAAAUUUGAUAUACAAAGUAUGCACAUUAGCUCCGAUAUAUGGUGUACAAAUUACGCACAUUACCCCUCGUGAUUUAAAAUUUGCAUCAAAGUUCCUGGUAAAAAAUCAAGCAAGUAAUCACUGGAAUGACAAAUUUAACUGCGAAAAGCACGCAUCUUCACUCUUCAGAACGGCAAAGGCGCGUGUUUUGCCGGAGUUAAAUUUGUUGUUCUAAGGUAUUGUGUGCAUGAUUAAUUAUAACAAAGGUGGUUUGAUACAUUUUUUGAAUCAUAAUAGAACAACAAUACAUGGAAAUUAUAUAUUAUAAGGGGUUUGACGCACUAGAUUAGGCAUACCGGAUAAGAUUUUGUUUCGGUUGUAAUUCUAGGGGUUGCCCCUGUCUUUGUCUGUUGCAUCAUGAAUACUUAUGCAGUCAUAUGUUUACUAUUUAUGGUGUGUGUAUAUAAUGUGAAUCCAUUUGUUGUAUACUCAACUGUGCACUUUUAUUCACUUCCACCCUUUUUCUUGGAAAUAACUCAAAUAAGGCUUACUCCAUC